AGUUUUUUGUUUUUGAGGGAGGGAGGGAGAGAAGCCCAAAGAUACCGGACCAUUCGAUAAGGGUCCAAGCAUCGUAUGAGCCGGUUGUCCGUGUCGUAGACAGACGUGUUUAAACCGAUGGGUGCGUGUUGUUCUUGCCGAACAUCAACCAAAAGAACGCUGAAGACCAUCCGAGUGGUUCAUUUGGAUGGUGUCCUGGAGGUCUACGAAAGUCCGACAACAGUUAACCAGGUAAUCAGUAAUCUUCCAAAACACUUCAUGUCUACUCCAGUCCAACUUAUUCAAAACGUUUUGGUACCACUCAAGCUCGACACACAGCUUGAACCAGGCAGAAUCUACUUCGUACUACCGUUUUCUAUCCUCCGGUUCAACGAAGCUCCGGGCGACUUGAUCAAUCUCGCAAAGAAGCUAACCAACGUAGCCAAAACCCACAGGCCCAGGCCCAAGCCCAAGCCAGCCCCUUCAACCCAGAUCUCACUCGGGUGCUCUAACGGUGAGAAGAAUAAUAUGAGAAACUCAACGAAAUCGUUGUCGUGGAAGCCGAUCUUGGCUACGAUUAGAGAGAUAUCGUUUAAUCGAAGAGAAUCAGAUUUACAAUCGUUUAAUCGAAGAAGUGAGAUCGAUUUACAGUCGUUUAGAAGAAAUGAGUCUGAUUUACAAGAUUAGCAUUUUGGUAUUAUUGUAUUGUUGAAUAAUAUUCUACAAAAAUUUCUAUUUUUUAUUGAAAAUGUUGCAUUC
Molecule: messenger RNA, 738 nt
Organism: Cynara cardunculus var. scolymus (artichoke)
Lineage: Eukaryota; Viridiplantae; Streptophyta; Magnoliopsida; Asterales; Asteraceae
Exons: 1
Coding region: 118-666 (182 amino acids)
Source: RefSeq, a predicted model, not a curated record